AUGGAACCACUCAACGGAUUCUUCCCAUUAUGUGUUAUUUCCUUUCUCAUUUUUCUUACUACUCUUACUCAAACCUUAAGCUUAACUGCACUUGAUGACACUGAAUAUGAAGAUUGGGAAAGCUAUCUUAAUAUACCAAACACCAUCUUAACUUAUGGGAGUGAAAUGGAGGACGCUGAAUGGCAGAUGGUGCAAAAGAAAGGAAACCAGUUUGUAGUGAACGGGCAACCCUUUUACGUAAACGGAUUCAACACAUACUGGAUGAUGGUAUUUGCCGCCGAUGAGUCCACACGAGGAAAGGUCACUGAUGUGUUCAAACAUGCAUCCUCAGUUGGUAUGUCAGUUUGUAGGACUUGGGCUUUCAAUGAUGGUCAGUGGAGAGCCCUUCAGAAAUCUCCAUCACUUUAUGAUGAAGAGGUGUUCAAGGCUCUGGAUUUUGUAGUGAGCGAAGCAAAGAAAUACAGAAUCCGGCUCAUAUUAUCGUUGGUUAACAAUUGGGAAUCAUAUGGUGGAAAAGCACAAUAUGUCAAAUGGGGUAAUGCUGCUGGCCUUAACUUGACCUCUGAUGAUGACUUUUUUUCACAUCCAACUCUCAUAGGCUACUACAAAGACCAUGUUAAGACAGUGCUCAAUAGAGUUAACACAUUCACAAAUAUCACUUAUAAGGAAGAUCCAACUAUUUUUUCUUGGGAAUUAAUGAAUGAACCUCGAUGCACCUCUGAUUCCUCCGGUGAUAAGUUACAGGAAUGGAUACAAGAGAUGGCAUUCUAUGUGAAAAGUGUUGAUCCAAAACACUUAGUGGAGAUUGGCCUAGAAGGAUUUUAUGGACCCUCAACACCUCAAAGAUUACAGUUCAACCCAAAUACAUUUGCUCAACAAGUUGGAACUGAUUUUAUAAGAAACCACCAGGUUCUAGGUGUCGAUUUCGCUUCUGUUCACAUAUAUCCAGACUCUUGGAUUUCACAAUCAGUUGGUGAUAGCCAUAUCCCAUUUGUUAAGUCAUGGAUGGAAUCCCACAUAGAGGAUGCUGAAAAGUAUCUUGGAAUGCCAGUUGUUUUUGGUGAGUUUGGUGUAUCUGCAAAAGAUCCAGGUUAUAAUUCAACAUAUAGAGAUACACUUAUAAAUACAGUUUACAAGACAAUUCUAAAUUCUACUAAGAAAGGAGGGAGUGGUGCUGGAAGCCUUUUGUGGCAGUUCUUUCCCGAUGGAACGGAUUACAUGGACGACGGUUAUGCAAUUGUUCUCUCAAAAGCUCCUUCAACUUCUAGCAUGAUAUCUCUUCAAUCCACAAGGCUUGCUCUAUUCAACUCCCUAUGCUCUGAGAGAUGUCAUUGGGGUUGUAACAAGAAAAAAGUGUUGCAAAAACUACUCUAUCAGGAGGAUGAGCUUUAA
Molecule: messenger RNA, 1392 nt
Organism: Vicia faba (fava bean)
Lineage: Eukaryota; Viridiplantae; Streptophyta; Magnoliopsida; Fabales; Fabaceae
Source: the annotation of a GenBank genome assembly